This is a messenger RNA of Cuscuta epithymum, 719 nucleotides long. The record is from the annotation of a GenBank genome assembly. Lineage: Eukaryota; Viridiplantae; Streptophyta; Magnoliopsida; Solanales; Convolvulaceae.
GUCUAGAGUAUUCCUAUUACGUGUACUGGAUUACUGGACAGUAAACACCUUUGUAGCCUUGUACUCCGUAAAACAUUUAUCAGUUAUCUACUGCCGCCGAGCCGUUACAUACAAGCGGCAUUUUUCACACCGAAACCCUAAUCGGAAGAUCAUUCAAAUCACCGACGAAAUGGGAGUCGAGAAGGAACUUGUGAGGGCAGGUACCGGUCCCAAGCCAGUUCGUGGUCAGACCGUCACCGUCCACUGCACCGGCUACGGCAAAAAUGGAGAUCUUUCUCAGAAAUUCUGGAGCACAAAAGAUCCUGGGCAAAAGCCUUUUACUUUUCAAAUUGGUCAGGGACAAGUUAUCAAAGGGUGGGAUGAAGGUGUCUUGGACAUGCAAGUAGGAGAAUUAGCUUUGUUAAAGUGCACUCCCGACUAUGCCUAUGGUGCUGGGGGAUUUCCAGCUUGGGGUAUACAGCCCAAUUCGCAUCUCAACUUUGAGAUUGAAGUCCUGCGUGUUGAAUAAUCCUAGCAGUUGAAAAUCUCAUCACCUUCUUCACUCUUUACUCUUUAUUAUCAUGUACAAUGCAAAUCUGACUGCCACCUUUUCUUCAUGCUCUAUCAUAAAUUACCUUUGUUAAGACAGAAACUUCCUGCAUAAAUGGGAGUUUAUCAAUUAUCAUACACGUGUUUACUUGGGUUGGGUAUAAUUCAUAAUUAAGCUAUGUUGCGGUUAU